UAUAUAUAGAUAUAGCUUUAUCGCAACCCUCGAAAUCAGCACCCCUUUUUCAAAAAUCUCAUCCUUAUUUCAUCAUCAUCUUCUUCUUUUUCUUCUGAUUCUUCAAGAGAAGAGGGGUUUUCAGCGCCAUGGAUCACGCGGCGGAUGCUCAGAGAACGGACUUGAUGACCAUCACUCGAUUUGUGUUGAAUGAGCAAUCCAAGUACCCGGAAUCGCGAGGGGAUUUCACCAUUUUGCUUAGUCAUAUCGUUCUUGGCUGCAAAUUCGUCUGCUCUGCUGUUAACAAGGCAGGUUUAGCUAAACUUAUUGGACUUGCUGGUGAGACCAAUGUUCAGGGCGAAGAGCAAAAGAAACUGGAUGUGCUCUCAAAUGAAGUUUUUAUUAAGGCUUUGGUCAGCAGUGGCAGAACUUGUAUCCUUGUUUCUGAAGAAGAUGAAGAGCCAACUUAUGUCGAGCCAUCUCGGCGUGGAAGGUAUUCUGUUGUGUUUGAUCCGCUUGAUGGAUCCUCCAACAUUGACUGUGGCGUUUCGAUUGGAACGAUUUUCGGAAUCUAUCACUUGAACGAUAGCCAUGAACCUAACCUGGAAGACGUCCUUCAACCAGGAAAGAAUAUGGUUGCAGCAGGCUAUUGCUUGUAUGGCAGCUCUUGCACACUCGUUUUAAGUACUGGAACUGGUGUUAAUGGAUUCACUCUUGACCCUUCUCUUGGGGAGUUCAUUUUAACCCACCCAGACCUUAAGGUUCCAAAGAAAGGAAAGAUAUAUUCAGUGAAUGAAGGAAAUGCUAAGAACUGGGAUGGUCCGACCGCAAAGUAUGUAGAGAAUUGCAAGUUUCCUACAGAUGGAUCACCCCCAAAGUCUCUGAGAUACGUUGGAAGCAUGGUUGCUGAUGUGCAUCGUACAUUGCUUUAUGGUGGUAUCUUUUUGUACCCUGGUGACAAGAAGAGCCCUAACGGAAAACUGCGUGUGUUGUAUGAAGUUUUUCCAAUGGCGUUCUUGAUGGAGGAAGCAGGAGGUCAAGCAUUCACUGGCAAAAUAAGGGCACUUGAGUUAGUUCCAAAGACGAUACAUGAGAGAUCUCCCAUAUUUCUUGGUAGCUAUGAUGAUGUUGAAGAGAUCAAAGCUCUUUAUGCUGCUGCUGCUGCUGCUGAGAAUAAAUGAAUGAAUGAAUGUGUUCAAUGUUUCAUUCUGAUUUUGCAUUCGUGGCCAUAGGAUUCUAAUGUCCUAUUGAUUAUUAUUAUUAUUAUUCUUACUUCUAUAAUGUUAAUCAAUGCAUAAAAUGUGGCCAUCACAAUCCUUACU
Cucurbita moschata (crookneck pumpkin) is the source of this 1301-nucleotide messenger RNA. Its product is annotated as fructose-1,6-bisphosphatase, cytosolic. The transcript is spliced from 12 exons. The record is from RefSeq and is a predicted model, not a curated record. Gene Ontology annotation, molecular function: fructose 1,6-bisphosphate 1-phosphatase activity. Gene Ontology annotation, cellular component: cytosol; cytoplasm. Gene Ontology annotation, biological process: sucrose biosynthetic process; fructose 1,6-bisphosphate metabolic process; fructose 6-phosphate metabolic process. The coding region runs from base 129 to 1160 and encodes 343 amino acids. Lineage: Eukaryota; Viridiplantae; Streptophyta; Magnoliopsida; Cucurbitales; Cucurbitaceae.